Messenger RNA from Paramacrobiotus metropolitanus, 1712 nucleotides. Its product is annotated as decapping and exoribonuclease protein-like. Gene Ontology annotation, cellular component: nucleus; cytosol. The coding region runs from base 209 to 1444 and encodes 411 amino acids. Gene Ontology annotation, molecular function: mRNA 5'-diphosphatase activity. NCBI's taxonomy places the organism in Eukaryota, Metazoa, Tardigrada, Eutardigrada, Parachela, Macrobiotidae. Gene Ontology annotation, biological process: NAD-cap decapping; nuclear-transcribed mRNA catabolic process. The record is from RefSeq and is a predicted model, not a curated record. The transcript has 7 exons.
UUAGUUCUUGUGUACUCGUAUAUCGGUUUGGUUUCCACAUAAAGAGAAAUCAAAUUCACUGUCGCUCGUUUGCCUCCUUUCUCCAUUUUUAGUUGUCCAUUACAGCGAUUCCGCCGCUUUACACAGCUCUAUGCCACAAAGGUGUACCGACGAUACCGCAAUUACCAAUUUACCACCUAGUUCUUGAAUCAGUUUUGGUAAAGACAAAAUGUAUUCGCGAGGAAACCGAGGCAGAGGUCGGGGUGGCCGUGGCUAUUCCGGUGGUCCCGGUUGGCGGAAUGCGCAGUCUGACAGUGACGGCGAUGGCGCAUUCAGCAUCCAUCCACGUUCUAAGUUCCAGCGAAUGGGCAUUAGUACGAACAGUAUCCAACUGGAAGAAGUAGGAUUUUACUCACUGUACGGAGAUACAGAAGAGGAAUUGGUUAUCCGAUCUGAUAGAAGCAAAUUGCGCGCAAUGACGGUCCGGUGCGAUGCUGACGCUCCAACGCCGGUGCACUUCAAUCUGGAUGCUGGAUUCAAUACUGCCAGAAAGGGACGAUAUGUCGUUUUCAACCGGGAGAUGCGCAUCCUUUAUCAGUGGCUGGAGGAACAUGCCGAUGAUGAUCGAAUUAGACGCUUGAGGCACGAUACUAAAAUUCUGGUCAGCAAAUCGCUGUUGUCGGAGCUGAUCAAAAUCCCAUACGGUCAAGAUGCCAGUAAUGCUACUGGUUACAUUUUCGGAGCGGCUAAAAUUGGAGGGAAAGUCAUUUUGGGUAAAAUUCAGCGCCCGGAUAUAGAUAUCACAGCCUUGAAGUCUCCGGAUCACGUACGAAACCUGGAAGAUGAUCGCGGAGCGUACCGGGGACGACGAUACGAAGUUUACAUGACGGCAUUAGGAGAUGGAGCCGAUUCGGAUGAUAUUGGAGUGGAUUUACCACGUUAUCGCAGUGUAAUGAAACUUCGUUUCCGGGAUAUUGAUAUGCUUAUCGAAAGUGCAAUAGAUGGAAUUGAUCCGAAUUCGUCUGCACCUGGCCCAGGAAAAUAUGUGGACUUCACUAUCAUGUUGGCAAAUGUCCUGGAAAACGAGAUGAAACUGUACAGGCAGCGAUUGUUUCGCUGGUGGACAAACAACAUUUUUAUCGGUGUGGGCAAUGUUCACGUUGGCGUCCACGAGGAUGGGGUAGUGAACGAAGUUUACACAUAUCAUAUGAAUGAUAUUCCGCAGCUUGUUAAGGAAAAGGAAGAGGAGUUGGGUCGUCCAUUGUGGAAUGCUGAAACAUCGCUGGGAUUCACCUAUAGUUUACUUAAAUUCGUGCUGAAUUCAGUCGUGGAAGAUUGCAGAAGCUUCGUGUAUGAAAUCACUUCGUGCAAGGAAACUGGGAAGUUCAGCUGUACAGCCGUGCCAACUGAGUCCGCUGUUGGACAUGUGUACAUUCCAGAUAACUUAAACACUUUUAUCUUUUGAUGCAUGCGGGCAUGUGGUCGUUAUGAUUCACCACGAUUUGCGAAGUGUGAAGCUAAGCAUACUGUACGCGAAAGUUGGUGUUCCCCAUCCCAGAUGACCUUGUUUGAUUGUUUAUGCUUAUAAUGCAGUCACAUUCCACACAUUUCCAAAGCCUUUUUUUUCUAAUUUUUCUGUUUAUGAAGUGUUCCAAUUUUUUAUAGUAAUGUUUUGUAUGUUCCUGAAUUUUCCAAACCAUAUAUUGGCCAGUGUACAAUAAAAUUAAAUAGUG